CUACGAAAAAAUCAAAAAGGUGAUCGAUCAAAAGAGAUUAAUAAGAAGCGUGACAUGUAUAACUUGAGAAGAAAAGCACAAAAUUCCCACCAAAAUGUUAAUUAAUGGGUACGGAUCCGGGUCUAUUUAUUUUGACUCGACCUGUUAGGUGUUUUGGUUUGUAUGCUAAUAUCUUAAAUAGCUAGGGCACCUCUGUUUAGGGUUUUGGGGGCUGAAAAGAGGGUUUUAGCACAUACCUAACAACACAAUCCAAAUCGAAGCUGAUGGAUACCUCAGGUCUUAAUUCACCUGAAUUGCAGCGAUUUCUCAAUCAAGAAAAGGAAAAGGCCAUGGUUAAUGAAAUGGUGGCAAAGCUAACAAAUGUUUGCUGGGACAAAUGCAUCACCGGUACACCUGGUAGUAAGUUCAGCUCCAGUGAAUCAGCUUGUCUUUCCAACUGCGCUCAGCGUUACUUGGAUAUGAGUGUUAUUAUCAUGAAACGCUUUCAGUCUAUGAACUAAAGGAGAUGGGAUCCUAGACGUUUUAUCUGAGUGCAAGAUUUGACCCUUUGUCUCUCACCAAAUUUUAAAAUGAUGUAUUUUUGACCUAAAUCUCAUUUUGUUGUCUGGAAACUUUUGUUAGAAUGGAUUUUAUAAUUUCACA
Messenger RNA from Pistacia vera, 642 nucleotides. RefSeq names its product mitochondrial import inner membrane translocase subunit TIM8. Bases 264 to 500 code for a protein of 78 amino acids. The record is from RefSeq and is a predicted model, not a curated record. The transcript has 2 exons. NCBI's taxonomy places the organism in Eukaryota, Viridiplantae, Streptophyta, Magnoliopsida, Sapindales, Anacardiaceae.